Messenger RNA from Bombyx mori (domestic silkworm), 3270 nucleotides. It is a transcript of the gene CCT5, whose product is annotated as T-complex protein 1 subunit epsilon. Gene Ontology annotation, molecular function: ATP binding; ATP-dependent protein folding chaperone; ATP hydrolysis activity. Bases 133 to 1761 code for a protein of 542 amino acids. The transcript has 10 exons. Gene Ontology annotation, biological process: protein folding. Gene Ontology annotation, cellular component: chaperonin-containing T-complex. NCBI's taxonomy places the organism in Eukaryota, Metazoa, Arthropoda, Insecta, Lepidoptera, Bombycidae. The record is from RefSeq and is a predicted model, not a curated record.
ACAAAAAACUUUGAGUGUGAUUUACUUUGACAUUUGUGAUUGUAAAAUUUGAGUUUUGUUUUGUACUUGCGGAGAACAGAAAUAUUAAAUCUAUUUUCAUCUUUCGUUUGUGCACUAUUUAAAUCGUGAAAAAUGGCCCUGUUCCCGGGAUCGGUGGCCUUUGAUGAGUAUGGCCGUCCAUUUAUAAUCUUGAGGGAUCAAGAUAGACAGAAAAGACUUACCGGUACCGAUGCCAUAAAGUCACAUAUACAGGCAGCCCGACAAAUUGCAAGCACUCUUCGCACAUCUCUUGGUCCCCGCGGUCUUGAUAAGCUUAUGGUGUCGUCUGAUGGUGAUGUGACAGUAACAAAUGAUGGGGCUACAAUUCUAAAAAUGAUGGACGUUGAGCAUCAGAUUGGUAAACUACUUGUGCAAUUGGCUCAGAGUCAAGAUGACGAAAUUGGUGAUGGUACCACAGGGGUUGUUGUUCUUGCUGGUGCACUCCUUGAGCAAGCCUCAAAUCUGUUGGACAAAGGUAUCCAUCCGAUUCGUAUAGCCGAUGGUUAUGAGAUGGCUGCCGCCCUGGCACUGACCCAUCUUGACAGCGUCAGUGAAGCUUUCCCAGUCAACAAGAAUACGAGGGAAAAUUUAAUUAAGGUGGCCAUGACAACCUUGGGCAGUAAAGUGGUGGUCAAGUGUCACAGGUUGAUGGCAGAAAUAGCUGUUGAUGCUGUCCUGGCUGUGGCAGACUUAGAGACGCGAGACGUCAAUUUCGAGCUGAUCAAAGUGGAGGGAAAAGUUGGAGGACGCAUGGAGGAUUCUGUUCUUGUUCGAGGUGUCGUUGUGGACAAAACGAUGAGUCACCCUCAAAUGCCCAAAGUACUCCGGAAUGUGAAACUAGCAAUCCUGACCUGCCCGUUCGAACCACCCAAACCCAAGACCAAGCAUAAGCUCCAGGUGGGCUCCGCUGAUGAAUACCGUGAGCUGAGACAGUAUGAACACGAUAAAUUCAUCGAAAUGGUCCGCAAAGUUAAGGAUGCAGGUGCUACUCUAGCAAUCUGCCAGUGGGGCUUUGAUGAUGAAGCCAACCAUCUCCUGCUGGCUGAAGGUCUACCAGCCGUACGCUGGGUGGGUGGACCAGAAAUGGAGCUCAUCGCCAUUGCGACUGGCGGCAGGAUCGUGCCUAGAUUUGAAGAACUCACUCCAGAGAAACUUGGCUCAUGUGGACUAGUACGAGAACUUACUUUUGGUACAUCAAAAGAAGAGAUGUUGGUGAUAGAAGAGUGUUCCAACUCUCGAGCGGUAACUGUACUUGUGAGAGGAGGGAAUAGAAUGAUUGUGGAGGAAGCCAAGCGUUCGGUGCAUGAUGCUCUGUGCAUUGUGCGCAGUCUUGUACAGGACUCGCGCGUGGUGUACGGCGGUGGCGCGGCGGAGGCGUCGUGCUCGCUGGCAGUCAGCGCGGCCGCUGAGAAGCUAUCCUCGCUCGAUCAGUACGCGUUCAGAGCCUUCGGAGAUGCGCUCGAGGCCAUACCUCUGGCACUCGCCGAAAACAGCGGCUUAUCACCUAUUGAUGCAUUGUCUGAAGUGAAAGCGAGACAAGUUGCUGAGAAUAAUCCCUACUUGGGAAUCGACUGCAUGUCAAAAGGUUCAAAUGACAUGAAAGCAAUGAACGUAAUUGAAUCGUUGCACUCAAAGAAACAGCAGAUAGCUCUGGCCACCCAACUCGUCAAGAUGAUACUCAAGAUUGAUGAUGUCCGGUCACCUGCAGACUCCAUCGAAUAAAUGCAUAUUAUAAUUACUUAGUUGUGGUUUUGUUGAACAGAAAUCUUUAGUUAUUGACAUUUGCAGAGUGCCUGAAUGAUAAAAAGUGUGCAGUGGGUGUUCUCAUGGUUGUUUCAAUAAUUGAGUGUACUCUAUGAUCAAAUGUAAUUGCAUUAUAGUACAAGUUGAACAACUUAAUGCAAUUUUAAUGGGCUCAGCGAUUUAGAUGUGCCUGGUACAGCUGAUGUUCAUGGGUGACUAUGAUUACUCACAAUGGCUGGAAAGUUUGAGUUCCAAAGCAAAAGAGUAUAGACACCAUGAUUGAUCCAGAUCCAUGAGUAUGGCCCUUUCAUACAAAAUGUGUUCACUCGUUAAAAAUAAACUCGUAAAUAAAUUUAAUCAAUCGUAAUUUGAUUUUGUUUUAAUGUAAAUAAAUUUUCAUUAAAACAAAAUUAAGUUUCAAUGAUAAUUUCGUUUGAAACCAAAUCUAAAUAAAGAAAUCUGUUUUGCACAACCAUAUCUAAUUGAUAUACAGUAUAGGUACUAUAAUUUGUGAAGAUGUAUUGCACGUUAGUGAAAGAUGCUAAAGUAUAUUAUUCAUUUUAACUGACUUUGAGAAUAGGUUUUCCAUUACGACUGUAUGAUUUUUAGAAUUCGAUAAAUGACUAGAGGAUUCGGUGACUUGUCAUUGCGAGUUUGGUCCGUGGAGACGAUUGUUUGCCUUCGCGAAAACAACCAAAUAUUCCGAUUUUUUUCCUACCUAAACUGAUAGCCUUAAGAGGCUAUUUCAGCGUAUCCCUAACUAGUAGGUGAGCUCACGGGGCUCAAACCUGAGUGAUGCUAACACUGGCCCUAGCAAGAGCCGUGCUUCGCUGAAUCUACCACCGGAUCGGAAUCGCGACCCACUGAGAAGAUCCGGCGAGAAACUCAGUGGGCUGUGUGGGAUAUUGGGGUGGUGAGACAGCCUCCAACGCGUAUCGUAGUUUUAAUAAAAAACAUAGAACUCGAAUGCAGAGCUACCUACUUGAUUCAAUUUUAUUUAGGUACUUACAGCCGUUUGAGAGUUCAUACACGUCCAAACUAAUAAUAUAAAAGAUUACUUUUGUGGGAAAUUGAAUCGAGCUACACCUUUUAACAUUUUUUGGGAACAUGCAGUAUUAGAAUCUGUUGACUAAUAUGCAAUACAACUAAACAGUUUUCAUUUCACAUUAAAACGCUAGUAUGUUAUAAAUAAUGUUGUAUUAAUUUAAUUUUAAUUUCAUUAGAAAUUUUGGAAGUUUCAUUAUUAGAAUUGAAUUUCAUGGUCACCAAAUUCAAUGCUUUAAUUUGAACAUCAAACGUUUUGUGAUGUAUAAACAAAAUGGCGGUACUAAUAACACUAUCUUAUAGUGAUCUUGAAUUUUGUCGUUAAGUCCUACGGGGUAGGUUUGAAAAGUUCUUUUAAGUUAUCAUUUCGUCUGUCGCAAAGUAUGGAGUGUACUGAAAAUGAUGUAUGCCUUAUUGCACUAAUAAAUUAAUGAGCUAACUUUU